GUUUUGUACUUUUCAUGUCUACUUCUUAUCUUUGUAGAUAGAAAAUUACGAAUAUCGAAAUAACCAUCUUGAAUAUACACGUAUGAGUAACGAGCCCAUAUAUUUAUGUUCGUAUGUUUAUGGGCCUAAUGAGAUUAAGAGAAUGGAUUGGCCUACGACGACUCUCAUCUCCCGAAGAAUCUGUAAUCUUUUGAUUUUCUUCGUCAAAUUAAACCACAAAAACCUCUCCAUCGAUUCGGAUAAUCCACAACACUCUGCGAUGAAACCCGACCCGACCAGACGCAGAAACAGAGCCUUAUCUUCUUCUUCUCCAUCAAAGACCCGACCCGAACUAUCUUCCGGGUCUCCCAACCGGAAUACCGGUGAAGCCCGUGGUGGAAAGGUGAAAACUUCGGCCACUUUACUCGACCGGGAGGAGAUGGGUCUUUUUCCCGGGUCGGGUUACGGUGACCCGAAUCCAGAACCUAGGAGCUUUCCUUAUAGUGUGAAGCAGCAAUGUUGGGAAAAAGCAGAGAAGAUUAAAGGAAGAGAUCCUGAGCGUUGGAGGAGAGAUCAUUUAGGGAACAUUGUGUUUAGGAAGCUUGUUGGUUGUCCUGGAUGCUUGUGUCAUGAUUAUGAUCACAUUGUUCCUUACUCCAAGGGCGGCAAGAGCACUCUGGAAAACUGUCAGGUUUUGCAGGUAUGCAGUCACUCGUAUGAAAAUUUAAACUAACUUAUAACAAACUACUAUUUAAGGUUUCCAUGUUUUAAACCAACUUACAGUUUAUUCAUAUCUACGACAAGUCUUCAAUAUCUAUGUUUAUAGUCACUAUUCUCUCAUAAUUUGCCUCAUGACCGGCUUUAAAGCUUUAGUGGAGGCUUCUCUCAGACGAUCGGAUUUCCACAGAACACUCUCUUGCAUAUUCUCCUUUGCGUUUACUUAUAAACCUCUCCAUCCAAAACUUCAAACCAAACAUACUCUUUUAGGCCUGUUGCUUCUUUCUAUUACUUGGAAUCGUUUACUUUGUUUCGUUUCUACAUUUCAGGCAAAGGUAAACCGAUCAAAGGGUAAUAAAACCGAUAUUUCUCGAUCCGAGCUUAUCCAAAGGAGUUCUUACUGUCGAGUCGCUGGCCGAGAUAUGGAUCUGAUUGAGCUAACAGCUUACGGGAAUGUACAGCGUGCACCUACGUCUAGCGGAUGCAGAAUUCAGUGAUCUGUUGAAGAUCUAUUGAUGGAAUUGAAAAUGAUGAGUUUCUCAAUAUUUACUUGGUCAAGAAUCUGUAAACUUGUAGUUCUUCUCCGAGUUACUUGUGUACUCAUUAGUCAUUAUCUUUCCUAUAUUGUGGACAUGUAAGUAAGUUGUAAGUUGUAACAUUAGUCAUUUAGUGCUCAUGCUUCUUCUAUAUUCUAUCAAGUUCUAUUCUUGUUAUUACAUUCUUUUAAAUAAAAAAAUAAUGCCUUCUACUACUAGUAAUUUUGUAAAAAAAA
This is a messenger RNA of Arabidopsis thaliana (thale cress), 1468 nucleotides long. Its product is annotated as HNH endonuclease. Bases 83 to 712 code for a protein of 209 amino acids. Lineage: Eukaryota; Viridiplantae; Streptophyta; Magnoliopsida; Brassicales; Brassicaceae. The transcript has 3 exons. The record is from RefSeq and is marked reviewed.